CCCGGCGCCGCCUCCAUCGAUCGCGGGCGGCUUCGCGGCGAUGCCGCAGCACCGCGGGGCCGGGCAGGAUGGGGCCAGCCCCGGGGACACCGGGGAUUUUGAGGGGGGGUUGGGGGGGGGACCCGGUGUGAACACCCCAAACCCCGGGCACGGCCCCACGCGGGGAUACGGGGACAGAACCGUGGGGGGGGGGGGGGGGCCCGGACACCGACACGCGUGGGUACGGCGGCGGCACCGGGGCCUGGCAGCACCGGGGGCUGCGGGGAGGAGCCGUAACCCGGUGCCCCCCCCUCUCCCCCUCCGCCGCCGCCCGGUGGCUGCCCAGCUCCGGGGGCGCAGCCGGACGCCACGGGGAUGGGCGCGGGGGCGGGCAGGCGGGGGCGGGGACGACCGGGACGCCCCGGCGGCCCCGUGUGAUGCGGAGCGAGGCGGCGGCGGCGGCGGCGGCGCGGCCCUUCCCGGCGGAGCGCCGCGGUCCGGUGCGGGGCGGCCCCGCCGGGAUCCCGGGGGGUGCCGCCGGGGAUGUCCGGCUCGCCGCAGCCCGCCGCUCCCGGUUCCUUCCAGAGCCCCCGGAGGCUGCCGAAGCGCAAGAGCCGCUUCAAGCGCUCGGACGGCAGCACCUCGUCCGACACCACCUCCAGCAUCCUCCGCAGGCAGGGCUCGGCCGACUCCUACACCAGCCGCCCGUCCCUGGACUCCGACGUGUCCCUCGAGGAGGAUCGCGAGAGCGCCCGGCGCGAGGUGGAGAGCCAGGCCCAGCAGCAGCUCGAGAGGGCCAAGCACAAGCCGGUCGCCUUCGCCGUGCGCACCAAUGUCAGCUACUGCGGGGCGCUGGACGAGGAGUGCCCGGUGCAGGGAGCCGCCAUCAACUUCGAAGCCAAAGAUUUCCUGCACAUCAAGGAGAAAUACAGCAAUGACUGGUGGAUCGGGCGCCUAGUGAAGGAGGGGGGGGACAUCGCCUUCAUCCCCAGCCCCCAGCGCCUGGAAGCCAUGAGGCUCAAACAGGAGCAGAAAGCCAGGAGAGCUGGCAACGCCUUGGGCCUCGGCGACAGCGGGAACCGGCGAUCGCCUCCCCCUUCCUUAGCCAAGCAGAAGCAGAAGCAGACGCAGCACAUCCCACCCUACGACGUGGUCCCCUCCAUGCGGCCGGUGGUGCUGGUGGGACCCUCGCUGAAAGGAUACGAGGUCACCGACAUGAUGCAGAAAGCCCUCUUCGACUUCCUCAAGCACAGAUUUGACGGCAGGAUCUCCAUCACCCACAUCACGGCCGACCUCUCCUUGGCCAAGCGCUCCAUCCUCAACAACCUGGGCAAGCAGGCCAUCCUGGAGCGCUCCACCACCCGCUCCAGCAUCGCCGAGGUGCAGAGCGAGAUCGAGCGCAUCUUCGAGCUGGCCAAGUCCCUGCAGCUGGUGGUGCUGGACGCCGACACCAUCAACCACCCGGCGCAGCUGGCCAAAACCUCGCUGGCGCCCAUCAUCGUCUACGUCAAGGUGUCCUCCCCCAAGGUCCUGCAGCGGCUCAUCAAAUCCCGUGGCAAGUCCCAGGUGAAGCACCUCAACGUGCAGAUGAUGGCAGCGGAUAAGCUGGUGCAGUGCCCCCCGGAGCUUUUUGAUGUGAUCCUGGAUGAGAACCAGCUGGAGGAUGCCUGCGAGCACCUGGCCGAGUACCUGGAGGUGUACUGGCGCGCCACGCACCACCCGCCGCACGCCCCGCACGCCGUGCCCUCGCCCACCAGCCUCCCGGGCUUGCAGAGCCAGCAGCUGCUGGGGGAGCGGGGCGAGCACUCGCCGCUGGAGCACGACAGCCUGAUGCCCUCGGACGAGGCCAGCGAGCCCUCGCCCAAACCUUGGGCGGCCUCCUCGCAGCGCGGCUCCCGGCACCUGGAGGAGGAAGAGGAGUACGGGGAGCCUUACCCCGACCUCUACCAACCCCACCGGCAUCACAACAGCGGGCUGCACGGCCCCCCCGGCCCCGCCGCGCAGGAGCGCCUGCUGGAGCGCCCGCCCGAGCGCGACCACGACAGGAACUGGCAGCGCAGCCGGCCCUGGGCCAAGGACAGCUACUAGGGCGGGUGGGCAAAAGGGGAAGGGAAAAGGGGAAAAAAGGGGUUGGGGCCCCUUCCCUGGGUCCUCGCCGCCCCUUUUUACCCCAACCCCAGCCCCGCGCUGGGGGUGCUCAGACAAUCUCCCCCCUUCUCUCGGGGAACUCCUCUCGGCAGCGGCAGCUUCCCGGCGCCUGGCCCCGGGCACCGUCUUCAGCCAUAAUAAGCACAGGAGGGGGCCGGCGGCCAGGAUGCCAGGGCCCCCCCCCCCCUCAAAAAAACAAAAAUCCAACCCCCUCCCUGGCUCCUGGUGACCCGAGAGCAGCCACAAGCCUUCUCCCUGCCUCAGUUUCCCCGCCUGCCCCCCCCCCCAGCAUCAUUCCCCGCAGGGCAGCCGCCAUCAGCAGAGGGCCCCCCCCCCCCAAAAAAAAAAGGACUCAUAGGCUCGGUAAAAGGGGGGGGGCACAGUUUCAAGCAGCAUCCCCCCCAUCCCGCUGCCCUGAAGAUGUAGGGGACAGUGACAGCGCUCACCUUCCCCCCCCCGGGGCCUGUCCCCUCCCCUGCCCCUGCAUGGGACCCCCCCAGGAGGAGGGGGCCACACCAGUUGCUUCGCUCUGCACCAAUUUCCCCCCCCGGCCCCCCCUGUUCACAGUAGCCAAACUGCUUCCUCCCCCCGGGGACAGGGGGACAGAGGGGGACAGGGGGACCCCCUGUGGGGCUGCUGGACCCUAUAGGGGGCUGCUGGACCCCACAGGGGGCUGCUGCCCCCCACCUGCACUCGCUGCCCCCCUCCCCACCCCCCUGUCCCCGCACGUCACCGCCGUCCUGUAAAUACAGCGCCCACGGCCCUCGGCCGGCGGCUGCUCCCCCCGCAGGGAGCUGUCCCCAGCCGGCGGAGGGGAAGGGGUGGGAGCCACAGAUUUGUUAUAAUUUCUUUUUGUAGAAAGCACUGAAUUGCCCUGUAACUUGUUUCAGAAACACGAGCGUGCUCGGA
Anas platyrhynchos (mallard) is the source of this 3036-nucleotide messenger RNA. RefSeq names its product calcium voltage-gated channel auxiliary subunit beta 3 (gene CACNB3). Gene Ontology annotation, biological process: calcium ion transmembrane transport. Gene Ontology annotation, cellular component: voltage-gated calcium channel complex. Gene Ontology annotation, molecular function: voltage-gated calcium channel activity; protein binding. The record is from RefSeq and is a predicted model, not a curated record. Lineage: Eukaryota; Metazoa; Chordata; Aves; Anseriformes; Anatidae.